AUGGCAACCGAUGGGCAUGAGCCGUUAGUGACUGGAUUACUCGGGAUGUCAAACGUACUGCAGGAAGACCAUCGACCCGAUGGUAAGAGUUCUUCGCGAAGAGCCGAGAAGAAAGAUAUGAUGCUGGACGAGUCCCUGGAGCGAGCGGAACCAACUGGCUACUCUUGUACGCGACGGAGAAAAAUGGAAGAUUUGCUGGCGCCCGCUCGAGUCACUCGACGAUAA
Angiostrongylus costaricensis is the source of this 225-nucleotide messenger RNA. The record is from the annotation of a GenBank genome assembly. NCBI's taxonomy places the organism in Eukaryota, Metazoa, Nematoda, Chromadorea, Rhabditida, Metastrongylidae.